Messenger RNA from Dendronephthya gigantea, 729 nucleotides. RefSeq names its product probable basic-leucine zipper transcription factor E. Lineage: Eukaryota; Metazoa; Cnidaria; Anthozoa; Malacalcyonacea; Nephtheidae. The transcript has a single exon. The record is from RefSeq and is a predicted model, not a curated record. The coding region runs from base 1 to 729 and encodes 242 amino acids.
AUGGGUCGCAAAAAGAGCACGAUUGAUAGGAACGAGCGCGAGAAGUUACGAAAGGGGAGAGUAAGGAAGGAGGAGAAAUUUAACAGGUUGUUGAGUACUUGGGUCAAGGAGAAAUAUCCGUAUAUUUAUUACGAAUAUACAAGAGCAUAUCGUGAGGUUGUAACAGCGAAUCCUCAUAUAAGAGAUAUAACAAGGACGAUGGAUUGGAAGAUACGGCUGUAUGAUAAUACGGGAUUGAGUAUGAACACGAUACGGGACUCAAUCGACGAAGUAUGUGAAGUUUUAAACAUUGAGGAUGAGGUGACAUUACUUGAGAAGAGUAUUAAUAGCAUUGUCAGCGAUAUGGGCGAAAACAACAACAACAACAACAACAACAACAACAACGGUGAGCGAGGCGAGAACAACAACAAUAACAACGGUGAACGAAGCGAAAACAUCGGCGAGCGAGGCGAACAAAGCGAGAACAUCAACAGCGAGCGAAGCGAAAACAACAACGACGAGCGAAACGAACGAAGCGAGAACAACAACAAAAAACAACACAACAACAACGGUGAGCGAGGCGGAAGGGACACGCCAACUUUCGACCCGUAUGAAGAUAUCAGCAAGCAUUAUCAGGAUUUUGAUUUUGAGGUCGAGUUACUUGACUGGGAAUGUUUUGAGGAUGAUGAUAAUUUUAAAGAUUUAGAAAACGAUUUGCGAGACAUUGAGCUUAUGGAUUUUAAUAUAUGA